UCGGUGUGUUGCUCUGAAGUAUGUUUGCUCGAAACUGGGAAAGUCGCCCAGUCCUCGCCUGUAGGUUGAACUACACCUGGGAGACAGUCUGGGAUAACCACUCCACAACAAUGCAGCGAAAGAUUUCGCCAGUGAAAACUUCGACAGAGUAAAUGCUGUUCCAGUAUUUUGUUAGAUGUAUCUUUUUAUAAUUCAGUGAGUUCACAAGGAUCUCUUUGUUUCAGCUAGCGACACGUUAGCCGCUUCCGGAAAACAACCUUCACACAGAAAAUCCAAAUGAAGACAUGGAGAUAACAUUGUCAACUCUGGAUCAUCAUCACGCUUGAAUGGAUUGUAUAUCUGGACAGGCAGGCUUAUGACUGGAAACGGACAGUUUUUAAGGAGAUAAGAGACGCACAACAUUUCCAGAGAGCUUGGUACAGAUCUUCUUAACCGCCAAUGGCUACAACAGAAGCUAAAGUAGCCGGCAGCAGUAGCGCUGCAGGUCUGUCGUGGGCGAGAGUGUGUAAGGAGUGCGGGCAGCUGCACGAGGGCUCGGACUGCCACCUGUAUGAGUAUCAGGACGAGGUGGACGAUGAACUGGUUUGCCACAUCUGCCUGCAGCCCCUCCUCAGACCUAUGGACACCCCUUGUGGCCACACAUACUGCUUUCACUGUCUGAGUAACUUCUUGAAGGAGCAGGACUUCUGCCCCGUGGACCGCCAGCGGCUGCAGUUACAUCAGUGCCGUCCCUCCAGUCUGCUGGUCAGGAACCUGCUGGACAAGCUGACGGUGAUGUGUCCCCACUCUGCAGAGUGUCAGCUGAAGAUGCAGCGCUGCGAGCUGCAGCCACACCUGCACAACAGAUGUCCUGUUUUUAGAAGACUGAGGGAGGAAGCAGAGAAGAGGAAGAGGCCCUCGUGGAACGAGCUAAAAGGACGUAAGAGUGACGGGGAGUCGUCUGCUGACGCUAAACAUUCAGCAACACUUUCCCAAAACCCCUCCAGAGAUCAGCCUGAGCCAGGGCUCAUCAAUCCUGCCUAUGAAGAAAGUGAGGAUGAGAUCAAUUACAAGGUUGAAGUCCUCAGUGCCUGUCAGUGUGUUUGA
Notothenia coriiceps (black rockcod) is the source of this 1086-nucleotide messenger RNA. RefSeq names its product ligand of Numb protein X 2-like. Bases 439 to 1086 code for a protein of 215 amino acids. The transcript has 4 exons. The record is from RefSeq and is a predicted model, not a curated record. Gene Ontology annotation, molecular function: ubiquitin-protein transferase activity. NCBI's taxonomy places the organism in Eukaryota, Metazoa, Chordata, Actinopteri, Perciformes, Nototheniidae.